Molecule: messenger RNA, 1639 nt
Organism: Beta vulgaris subsp. vulgaris (sugar beet)
Lineage: Eukaryota; Viridiplantae; Streptophyta; Magnoliopsida; Caryophyllales; Amaranthaceae
Product: lecithin-cholesterol acyltransferase-like 1
Exons: 2
Coding region: 156-1514 (452 amino acids)
Biological process (GO): lipid metabolic process
Source: RefSeq, a predicted model, not a curated record
UAGCCAAUAUCACCAACAAAAAUGACAAGCAUACACUGUCUACGUCUACACAUUAUCUACCACACAUUACCCAAUCACACAAAAUCCAAUCUAACUCAAACUUUUUUGGUAAGGCAAAAUCUGAAACACUACACCAAUUAAUUCCCUUUUAUCAAAUGAAGUCAUCACCACCCCUUUUCACCUUAAAAUUUCUCUACUAUGUCAUUUUUACUACUAAGAUGAUGUUGCACAUGUUAUGCUUAGCAAGUAACAGUGCACUUCACCCUAUAAUUCUAGUACCUGGCAGUGGGGGUAACAUAUUAGAGGCAAGACUAACGCCAAAUUAUAAGGCAUCAACCUUAAUUUGCAAAUUAUAUCCUGGGCGUUUGCAAAAAGAUAAAGAUGGUUGGUAUCGUAUAUGGUUCGACCCAAGUGUUGUUCUUGCUCCUUAUACUAAAUGUUUUGCAGAGAGGAUGAUGUUAUAUUAUGAUCCUGUUUCUGAUGAUUACUUCAAUGCUCCUGGUGUUGAGACUAGAGUUCCUCACUUUGGAUCCACUCAGUCCCUUUUAUAUCUUGACCCCAAUCUCAAGUCACUCUCAACAUAUAUGGCACCUCUUGUAGAAUCACUAGAAGAAAUUGGCUACAUUGAUAGCAAAACCCUUUUUGGAGCACCAUAUGAUUUCCGUUAUGGCUUAGCCCCAGAAAACCAUACAUGCCAUACUGGUUCCAAGUACCUACAAGACCUCAAAGAUCUCAUUGAAAAUGCAAGUGCAUUAAAUGGAGGAAAACCUGUUAUAAUUUUAUCCCACAGUUUAGGAGGACUAUAUGUCCACCAAUUACUCUUACGUAACACACCAUCUUGGCGACAAAAAUUCAUCAAGCAUUUCAUCGCGCUCUCAACUCCAUGGGGUGGAACUGUCCAAGAAAUGCUCACUUUCGCGUCAGGGUACACCCUCGGUGUCCCCUUAGUUAAGCCAUUGUUGAUAAGGGAAGAACAAAGAAGCUCGGAAAGUAACCUAUGGCUCAUGCCAUGUCCUAAAAUAUUUGGUCACUUCAAGCCCCUAGUGAUCACUCCAAAUGCUAAUUACACGGCGAAAGACAUCCCUAAGUUUCUUGAUGAUAUUGGAUUUUCGCAAGGUGUACAUCCUUACAGAACUCGAAUUCUACCAAUGGUUGAUAGAUUAAGGGCGCCUGAGGUGCCGGUUACUUGCAUAAUUGGAAGCGGAAUUGAUACAAUAGAGACUUUGUUCUAUGAUGCUAAAGGUUUUGAUAAGCAACCUUCUUCUAUAAUAUGGGGUGAUGGGGAUGGAACUGUGAAUUUGUUGAGUUUGCUAGCUGCUCAAGCAGAGUGGAUGAAUGAGAGUAAUCAACCACUUGAGAUCAUCAAUAUCAAAGGGGUUUCACAUACCAGUGUAUUAAGUGAUCGUGGAUCACUUGAUCAGAUUAUACGGGUCGUUUCUGAUGUGAACUCUCAUAGUUUUGAGUUAGCUAAUUCACUUGUAGAGAUGAAACCAGAACUUGAAACAACUAAGUAAAGCAUUUCCCCCUUCCCUUACAAGAAAAGGUGAAACACUUUUAGUCGUUAAUUACUGUUUGCCUGGGUCGUUCAUAUAAUUGAGUUAAACAUAAAUUUUAUAGGGUAUUUUUAUUUUAAUAAUGC